Molecule: messenger RNA, 936 nt
Organism: Esox lucius (northern pike)
Lineage: Eukaryota; Metazoa; Chordata; Actinopteri; Esociformes; Esocidae
Exons: 3
Coding region: 1-804 (267 amino acids)
Source: RefSeq, a predicted model, not a curated record
AUGUGUUGUGCUAGCCACAAAGCCGCUUCUAGCCGCCGAGAGCGGCAGCUCUCCAUCGCUAGCUUCUGUGGUAAUCGUGUUGCACCACCACAACCUAGUGCCAACGUCGUUACACCACCGGCAGUCGCACCUGAAGCUACAGCUAAGACCCGGGCUGUCUCUGCUUCCUCAUUUUCUGCAGCCGACAUCAGAAUGGCUCUGGGCGGCACAGCAACACUGCGUGCUGAGGUGUUGUGGUGUCUCCACACAGCGGAGAAACACCAUUCACUGAACUCAAACGAAAACCUGGCUGACGUUUUCAAGGCUAUGUUUCCAGAUUCGGAUAUAGCAAAGUUGUUCACUUGUGGCAAGGACAAAACUGGAUACAUCAUACGAUUCGGGUUAGCCCCACAUUUCAAGCAGGAGCUCAUCAACACCAUCAACAAGGCUGGCCAGUUUGUGUUAAUGUUUGACGAGUCGCUCAACCAGUCAACAAAAACGAAACAGCUUGAUGUCCACAUUCGAUUCUGGGAAGAUGACCGUGUCCAAUCUAGGUACCUUGGCUCUCAAUUCUUGGGACACGGAAAAGCUGUCGACCUGUUGCAUCACAUCAAAGAAUGUGUUGCAAAACUGAAUAUGAGGCAGCUUCUCUCCAUCAGUAUGGACGGCCCAAAUGUCAACUUGAAGCUUGCAGACCUCUUCCAGACUGAGCAUGCUGAGCUGUAUGGUGCUCAUCUGGUUAAUGUUGAAAGCUGUGGGCUUCACACCCUCCACAAUGCACUGAAGGCAGGCUUUACCAUGUGGCAGAUGGACAAGCUCCUUUGAGCACUCCACUACCUCUUACAGAUGCUGAUAAGUUAGCCGAGCAGGCAGAGGGGAAAUCUGGGACAUUAAUGGCACAACUGAUCACGAAGUCCAACAUCCUCAGAAGAUGUAGUAAAGAAAAACCGAACAAAU